Oncorhynchus keta (chum salmon) is the source of this 1782-nucleotide messenger RNA. Its product is annotated as cytochrome b-245 chaperone 1 homolog. The transcript is spliced from 6 exons. The record is from RefSeq and is a predicted model, not a curated record. Lineage: Eukaryota; Metazoa; Chordata; Actinopteri; Salmoniformes; Salmonidae. The coding region runs from base 279 to 884 and encodes 201 amino acids.
CAAUCAUCUUUCAGACACGCCUACCCGGGCACCCGCGAAACACUAAUCGAAUCCCCUCAUUGCAACAACGUUAAACUGCUCAUGUCAUCAUCCAAUCAGUGAAGACUUACCCCGGAAGGAAGCAACACCCCACCCACCGUGUGUUGUUGCUGUAAAAUGAAAUGAAUUGAAACUUCUCUAAAAAUUGUAAAUGUAAAUUUCACUAUCAUCAAUCCGAUUUGUUACAUUGUUUCCGGUGCGUAUCAUUUUCGGGAAUUUCGUUGAAGAGUGUAAGUAAGAUGGGGUAUAUGCAGGUAGAGGAGCACAAUUCCAACAUGUUACAUCUGAAAAGGUCACCUGGCAUCCGCUCCUGGUCGCUGCUUGUAGGUAUUGCGUCCAUUGGCCUGGCUGCUGCGUACUACACUUCAGACAGUAUCCUGUGGAAGCUGUUCUACGUGACGGGCUGUCUGUUUGUGGCCAUGCAGAACAUGGAGGAGUGGGAGGAGGCAGUGUUUGAUAAAACCAAGAAUGUGAUAGAGCUGAAGACCUUCAGUCUGUACACUGUGAUUCUCACCAUGUGGAGGAGAGGCCAGGAGAAAGUGGUGCUGGACAUGAGGCACCUGCGUGCCGUGUGUGUUCAGGAGGAGAAGGUGCGCUACCUGGGAAAGGGUUACCUGCUGGUGCUGCGGCUGACAACCGGUUUCUCCUACCCCCUCACACAGAGCGCCACCAUGGGGGGACGCAGUGAUGUGGAGGCGGUGGCUUCGUUGCUCAAGCGUUUCCUGGGUCUGGAGGAGCUGCAGAGUCACUGGGAGCAGGAGGAAGAGGAAGAGGAGGAAGAUGAGGAAGAUGACCCCAGCACUGACUCAGAAGAAGAGGGGGACUUUGAACCCUCAGUGCGGUAGUGAUGAGGAGAGGAAGCCACUGUAGACUUGAAAUGCACACAAACAUAUUUUACAGCAUUUCGUAGUAUUAUCCCUGAUACUGUAAAUGGCCUGAAGUACUCUCUUGAGUGGUUGUUUUCCACAGAAGAUUUAAACUAAAUCAUAGUUUGGUGUCUGGCCUGUUCUUAAAAAAAACAAAUUAUCAUUACUGUAUAGUAUCUGCGUUACACACCUAUCCUUAUAGUUACAGUGCCUUUUUAUUUAAAUGUAAUCAUUAUUUGUGUGGAAAAACUCAAAACUUCUGACAUGCCAACAGGAUAGGCAACACAUUGGUGUGUUUGAGACCACCCAAGAGCAUGACUCUGCUCACUACAACCAUCCAUCUGAAUGCAUGUGACCAUAAACUAUAAUCAAGCAUGAAUAAUUUCCAGGGAUCAAGUUAAGAAUAUUUAUAAAUGUCAAUACUUGCAUGUUCAUGUGUCUGUCAGCAUUCAUAGGUCUUAUUGCUAGGGCCGAACAGAAUCCGGGAAGGACGAUACAUCUUAAAAAUAUCUCCAUAUAAUCUGACAUGGUUUAAUAUUCAUAGAGAACGCUACAGAUUGUCUCAGGUAACAUUCCUGUCCAUAGACUGUAAUGUGUUAGUAAUAAUGUGUAUAUUUGACAGGAAUGCUGUAUUACAUUGCAUAUGGACGGUAAUAACUACUGUGUCUGUUAAUGAGAGGAAGGUGAGUGACGAUGCCUUGUGUUGCUUGAAAGAAAGACGAUGACUGAGAGAUUUGUAGGUUUAAACGUUGUUUUAUGUGUCCAGUUCCUGCUGGAUGACUGCAGGUACUGAUUUACCUUCUUUUAAAAGAAAAACUUUCAUACAUUUAUUUGUGCAUUUUUUUUUGUAAAAAAAAAAUGAAAGGGAAUUAAAUUA